CUACGCAGCUGUUCCUGGGCCGCGGUCCUGCGGCCCUGUGCGGGAACGGCGCCCGAGACCCCUCGGUAGGGGUUUCCAGCGCUCUCCCCCGUGCCCGUGGGCAGGCAGCUCCUCGGGGCCUUGCUUGUCUCGUCCCGGAGGGCAUAGCCUCGGCAGGCGUUUGGCGCUCGCCGCUCCGUGCGGAGCGGUCGUUAACGCUCGCCGUUGCCGUGCUGUAGAAGCGGCGCGGGCAGACGGGGGGCGGUGCCGGGGGCGCUUUUCGGGCUGCUGUCCGGGAGAGGAUGAGGAUAACCCAACACGGGCUCCUCACGACGGCUUCGCCUUCUGCAAAGACCAGGAGUGAGCUUCCUCUAUUCCCUCCGAACCAGCAUCCUCUUGGCACCCAGCAGCAAAACCUGGAGCCCCUCGGCGCCGGCGCUGUGCCUGAGGUGCCUCCGGGAGGCCCUCAGCGCUGCCGGGAGCGUGAGGCUCGCAGCUCCUUCACGGUGCUGCCGAGGUCUGCAUCCGCGCACAGCGCGUCCCAAAGGCACGCAGGCACCUGCCUGGUUUUGGGACACUCGGGGAAUGGUGUGAGAGGUCGGCGCUGCCGGUGCGAGCAGGAAUAGGAACCCUCCCCUGUGCCCAGAGGAGCCUCACUCGAGCAGCAGCAGCUUCGUCGCGGCUCGGGGUGGUGCCAGGACGGUGUGCGGGAGGCGGCUGCUGAUGGGUGCUGGUUUGGGAAAGCCUCGCCGGGAGUGCAGCCUUUGUUCCUGCCGCUGCCUGCGGGCUUGCAGCCCUCUUCAAAUCCAUUUUCCCGACGCGAUAAAAGCACAACCGAGGUGCGGAGGCCAAAGGCCACAGCCGUUUCUGUGCCUCUUCUGUUCCACAUGUGCCUUCCUCCUCCUCCCACGUUAUUUCUGGAACCCCCUUGAACUCCUGUGCCACUCUUGUACCCUUCCCUACAUGCAGCUUCUCAUCAAACUGCUGAGCCAGGAUUGCCUGAUGCUUGUGAACCAGCUGAAGGAGAUCACUGGCAUUCAGGACUCGGCCUUCCUGCAGGCAGCUCUGAAGGCUGCUAAUGGAGACCUGACAGAAGCUAUCACCUUCCUGACAGAGGAGCAAGACGAGGGGGCAGCUCUGGAUGUGUCUGCUGCCAAGCUGGCUGCGUGGGAGGGCAGCGCUGUGGACAAACAUCUGCCACAGGGCAUUGCUGCUGCUCUUGUCCCUGAGAGCCAAGACAACCUCAGUGCAGCCAGUGCCAGCAGAUCACUGGAACCAGCCAAAGCCCCGACUGCAGACAGAGAUGCUGCUGAAAGGCUGCAGGAGGCACACACCAUGGAGAUCAAAUAUCGCUCCAAGAGGAAGCGCUGUGAAGUGUGGGGAGAGAACCUCAAGCAGAGUGACUGGAGGAGAGUGGAUAACUGGCCUGUUGGGAUGAAGAACAUUGGGAACACCUGCUGGUUCAGUGCUGUCAUACAGUCUCUGUUUCAGUUGCCAGAGUUUCGGAGACUGGUCCUUGGCUACUCCCUCCCACAGAACGUCCUUGAAAGCUGUCACGGUCAUGCUGAGAAGAGAAACAUUGCCUUCAUGCAAGAGCUGCAGUGCCUCUUUGCGCUGAUGCUGGGCACCUGCCGCAAGUUUGUGGACCCUUCCGCAGCGCUGGAGCUCCUGAGGGAUGCAUUCACAUCUGCAGAAGAGCAGCAGCAAGAUGUGAGUGAAUUUACACACAAGCUGCUGGACUGGCUGGAGGACACGUUCCAGCUCGCUGUGAAUGCCAAGAGCCCUGGGGACAAAUCUGAAAACCCAAUGGUGCAGCUCUUCUACGGGACUUACCUGACCGAGGGAGUCCAUGAGGGCAAGGCCUUCUCCAAGAUUGAGCCCUUUGGGCAGUAUCCGCUGCAGGUGAACGGCUACCGCAACCUGAGCGAGUGUCUGGAGGGGGCCAUGGUGGAGGGCGAGAUGGAGGAGGCAGCAACACCUCAGUCAGUCAAGUAUGGGCAGGAGCACUGGUUUACCAAGCUCCCACCGGUGCUGACCUUUGAGCUCUCCCGCUUCGAGUUCAACCAAUCACUGGGACAGCCAGAGAAGAUCCAUACCAGGCUGGAGUUCCCCCAGACCAUUUACAUGGACAGGUUCCUUCACUGUAAUAAGGAGCUUAUUCGGAUGAAGAGAGAAGAAAUUAAGAGACUAAAGGAGAAAAUGGUGCUUCUGCAGCAGCAGCUGGAGAGGUACCUGCAGUACGGCUCCGGCCCAGCCCGCUGCCCACUGCCCGACAUGCUGCAGUAUGUGCUCGACUUCGUCACCACGAGGCCAGCUGCAGCCGUGCCCUCUGCUCAGGGUCCUCAUGCAGGGCUCCUGCAGCCCCAGACUCAUCUGAUGGACGUUCAGCUAAAUGGCAGACCAGAAGGGCAGGACACCGAGGAUGCCAGAGUGCAGCCCUCUGCUGCAGCGCUGCAGCCGCCAGCCCCUCGCGCGGUGUCUGAGGACGAGCUGGCGCUGCUGCGGCCGUGCCUGCAGCGCUGGAGGGACGAGACUGAGCAGGAUGUGCGAGAUCUGAAGGAGUCCAUUGACAGAAUCAAGCUGUCCAUUCAUCAAAUGUACUGUGACCCUCUCCUCCAGCAGGUUCCCUACCACUUGCAUGCAGUCUUGGUGCACCAAGGGCAAGCAAAUGCUGGUCACUACUGGGCCUUCAUCUACGACCAGCCUCGUAGGAGCUGGCUCAAAUACAACGACAUCUCUGUGACCGAGUCGUCGUGGGAAGAGCUGGAGAGGGAUUCCUUUGGAGGCCUGAAGAAUGCCAGUGCCUACUGCCUGAUGUACAUCAGUGGCACGGUGCCCCGCUUGGCUGCAGAUGAGGCCGAUGGGCAGCUCCAGAGGGAAGUGGAAGCCAUGCCCCCAGAGCUGUGGCAUUACGUCCAGGAGGACAACUGGCGCCUGGAGCAGGAGGCCGAGGAGUGGGAGGAGGAGCAGUCCUGCAAGAUUCCUCAGAUGGAGCCUUCCCCAGCUUCAGAAUUGCAGGAGCUUUCUUCUGAAUCAGGGUCAGAUCAGUCAUCGGUCUGCACGCAGCGUGCCCGCUGCCUGUCCUCCGAGCAUGCCAUGAUUGCCAAGGAGCAGACUGCCAAGGCCAUCGCCAACUGCGCCAGCGCCUACGAGAAGAACGGUGUGGAGGCUGCGCUCUGCGAGCCCAAGGAGGUAGAGCCAGUGGAAGCUCAGGUGGGAGAAAGAACCCUCACAGCUCAGGCAGAGCCACCCCAGGAUGCUCAGGACACAGAGGCUGCUGCCCAGUGCAGCUCCCAGGUCUCUGAGGUGGAAAUCCCCAGUGUGGGGAAGAUCCCUGUUAGGUCCGAUGCAGAUGGAUAUAACGAGGAGGUGAUGCUGAGCCCAGCCAUGCAAGGUGUCAUCCUGGCUAUUGCAAAAGCCCGCCAGACCUUUGAUCGAGACGGGUCUGAAGCAGGGCUCGUUAAGGCGUUCCACGAGGAGUACUCCCGGCUCUACCUGCUGGCCAAGGAGACCCCCACCCCUCAGAACGACGCCCGCCUGCAGCACGUCCUCAUCUACUUCCUGCAGAACAACGCACCCCAGCAGGUGGUGGAGCGGACCCUGCUCGAGCAGUUUGCCGACAAGAACCUUAGCUACGAUGAGAGGUCAAUCAGCAUCAUGAAGGUGGCACGAGCAAAGCUGAGGGAGAUCGGUCCCGACGACGUCGAUAUGGAGGAGUACAGGAGGUGGCACGAGGACUACAGCCUGUUCCGCAAGGUGUCUGUGUACCUGCUGACAGGGCUGGAGCUCUACCAGAAUGGGAAGUACCAGGAGUCACUCACCUACCUGGUCUACGCCUACCAGAGCAACACCAAGCUGCUGCUGAAGGGAGUCAGACGAGGAGUGAGCGAGCCGCUGAUCGCGCUCUACCGCAGGGAGUGUCUGCUGAAGCUGAACGAGGUGGCAGCAUCGCUGUUUGUCAGCCGUGAAGAAGCUUGUGUGGCACAGGGCAUUAGCAUCGUGAACGAGUCUGUUAUCCCCUGUAUGCAUCUCAUGAACGACUGUGAGAUCUGCAGAGAGGACCUGGAUGCCAUCCAGGUGAUGAGGAACCUCUGGUGCUCCUACCUGGGACGUGAGGACAUGGACGAAAAGCUGCAGCUGAAGCUGGGCGAGCUGCUGCCACGGCUCCUCGAGUGCUCCACCGAGGUCAUUGUCCUGAAGGAGCCCCCAAAGAUCCGUCCAAACUCCCCCUACGACCUCUGCAGCCGGUUCGCAGCUGUGAUGGAGUCCAUCCACGGGGCCUCCACCGUGGCCGUGAAGUAGCCGCUGGAGUCGGCGCUACAGUGUGGGGCUGGUGCUGCAGGCUGCCCACCUGCCCACCAGGCAACCUUUGCCAGGGAGGGGAAGGAGGGGAAGGGGUGAUUGGGAGCCAGGGCUGUGUUCUUUGUUAAUAUGACUGAGUAAAAAGCAGCAUUGCACUGCUGAGAAAGGAGGCUGCACCGUAACAGGAAAGACCUGAGUCUUGGGUCAAGCCUGAGAGAGUGCCACGUCCCAGCAGUGCAGGGUGCCCAUUCUCUCAGGAGGCUCUGCCCUUUGGCAGCUGCACGCACAGGUCCCCACACCGGUGACAGCAGCUGAGCUGGGCUGUGGGUGUCCCUGAUCUGUCAGAUGUGUUUAUGUCCUGCUGAGGGAUGAGCUACUGGAGACAGCAGCUCCGUCCCUGCCAAGCUGCAGCUGGCAGCAGCCUGGGUUCUGCGGGGGAGGCAGAGGGACUGUGGCUCCGCUCUCAGCCAUGGGCAACUGCAGGUAUUGGUGCAGCCAAGCUCUUCUGCCUUCUGUGUCUCAAUGGACAACAAUAGGCAGGAGCCUUACUUUGACUGGGGACAGGACAGGCUGCACAGAUUCUGUCCCACCCAGUUGUGCCACGGCUCAUGGGGAGGUCACAGACCCCUAGAGAUGUUUCCCCCUCAGUUGGCAAGGCAAACCAGUGCCAACAUGAUGCUGGUGACAGCUGCCAGGGCCAGAAUCACUCUGGUUUUGUUGUUGGUUGAUUGGGGUUUUUACUGACUUGGUAGCAAACAUGCCCUGACAGCACUUCCUUUGGCAGCUGCAUCUGGGUUUGAGCUGUGGGAGUUGCUUGAAGCAGGGGCUGUGAGCCACCGAAGGGGACCCUGUGAGGACUAUGCAGAAGUUCCUGAAGGUGCAAUAAAAGCAUUUGUUCUAUGUUAGAAUGAA
Pogoniulus pusillus (Red-fronted tinkerbird) is the source of this 5193-nucleotide messenger RNA. RefSeq names its product ubiquitin specific peptidase 28 (gene USP28). Lineage: Eukaryota; Metazoa; Chordata; Aves; Piciformes; Lybiidae. Gene Ontology annotation, biological process: regulation of proteasomal protein catabolic process; proteasome-mediated ubiquitin-dependent protein catabolic process; protein deubiquitination. The record is from RefSeq and is a predicted model, not a curated record. The transcript is spliced from 26 exons. Gene Ontology annotation, molecular function: cysteine-type deubiquitinase activity; proteasome binding; protein binding. The coding region runs from base 703 to 4281 and encodes 1192 amino acids.